Molecule: messenger RNA, 1827 nt
Organism: Pyrenophora tritici-repentis Pt-1C-BFP
Lineage: Eukaryota; Fungi; Ascomycota; Dothideomycetes; Pleosporales; Pleosporaceae
Source: RefSeq, a predicted model, not a curated record
AUGCGCUCCGCUGUACGAGCUCUCGCCGCUUUGGCCUCGGCCGCCCUCAUUGUUCCCUCUGCAGCACAGACAUGGUCCAACUGCAACCCGACAUUACGAACAGACUGCCCGCCCGAUUCCGCACUGGGCAAGACGGUCAACAUCGACUUCUCGUCUGCGUCGGACAGUUUCACGGCUCAAGGCAACCCUACCUAUGGAAAGGAUGGCGUCUCUUUCACAGUGACCAAGUCGGGAGAGGCACCCACACUUACUUCAAAGUGGUACAUAAUGUUUGGAAAAGCCGAAAUCGUCACGCAAGCAGCCCCCGGUGCUGGUAUUGUCAGCAGCUUUGUAUUGCAAUCCGAUACUCUGGAUGAGAUUGAUUGGGAGUGGCUCGGCGCAGACCCCGAUGAGGUGCAAACUAAUUAUUUCGGAAAGGGGCAAACGACCAGCUACAACCGCGGCGCUUUUCACGCCGACCCAGGCAGCCAGACGAGCUUCAAAACAUACACCAUCGAAUGGACCCCGGAGCAGAUUGUAUGGCAGAUCAACGGCGUCACUGUGCGCACUCUGGAACCCGCAGGCGCAGAGAACCAGUACCCUCAGACACCUAUGCAGAUCAAGUUCGGCGCAUGGAGUGGAGGUGAUUCAGCGAAUCCUGCGGGUACUAUAUCAUGGGCUCGUGGUCCCACGGAUUACUCAAAGGGCCCCUUCACUAUGAAGGUCAAGUCGCUCAAGGUACAGGAUUACUCGACUGGCACACAGUAUGUCUACGGCGACCAAUCCGGUACCUGGAAGUCUAUCAAAUCAGUUGGAGGCACAAUCUACUCCGGUGGCAACAAGCCCAUCGCCGACGCUCCAGCCGUCACAGCUACCGCCAGCGGACAGCCACUGCCCUUUAGCCCACACCAAACCUCCGACUACAUGCGCCCCAGCGUCUACCCCUGGAUCCCCGACCCGUCGGCUACCCCCACUGCGCAACCUACAUUUGCAAACUACCCCGGGCUACCGAGCGGGUGGACAGUUUCCGAUACUGGAAAAGUGAUCCCACCCAGCUCAGCCACUAUGUCCCCUCAAGGUUCCUCUAUCUCAUCGCCGCAAGCUUCACCUACGGCCUCGUCUGCCUAUGGAUAUGACCUCUCCACCGGCUACGACAACCACGGUUCCACGCCUCCUCUCCCCACCGCAACAUCUCCCUCGGGUCUCCAAAACGCCGCCGCCGCCAGCGCCAUCCCCGCAGCCCCCGAACACAGCGCAGGUUGGAAACUCCGCCUCUCCAUCAUACUCCCCUGGACCAUACUCGCCCUCCACCUCCCCAGCUGCCUCGGCUACUAGGACGGCUGGGGCAACCUCAUACACCAAUACCGCACCGGCGAGUUUUUCCAGCUCACCGGCGCGGCAAUGUUUAAAUUCUGCAUCUUGCUGGGUAGUGCGAUAUUGGCCCUUUUUACGAAUAAUUAUAUCGGAUAUGCGUUUUCGCUCAAGUUGUGGUUGGCGCCGUGGCCGCAUCUUACGUGGAAGUUUGGCUGGAAUCGCAAGUGUUGCAAGGACCAUGCUUGUGAGGAGAAGAAGAAGAUGUAUAUAUUGCUUUGGAGGGGGAUUAGGGGGAUUUUAGGUGGGCUUGGGUUUUUCUGAUAUGUUUUUUGUUGCAUAGCGUGGCGUUUUUGGGUGGUAUUAAUUGCGUUUUAGAAUUGGAAGAGUGAGUCUGCGAUAUGAUGAGGAAGAAAGCGGUUUGAAUUAGCUUAGCUUAAUGAUGGAUGGAUGGAUGGAUAGUGAUGAUUGAUGGAGACAUUGAUUGGUAUUAGUAAUGACAGAAUGGAUUACUUGAGUGGAAUACUCAAUCCGACA